Messenger RNA from Penicillium nucicola, 624 nucleotides. RefSeq lists its product as uncharacterized. The record is from RefSeq and is a predicted model, not a curated record. NCBI's taxonomy places the organism in Eukaryota, Fungi, Ascomycota, Eurotiomycetes, Eurotiales, Aspergillaceae. Bases 1 to 624 code for a protein of 207 amino acids. The transcript has 2 exons.
AUGAUGUUCCUUGUACCUCAGAUUCAACCACAUUUUGUUGCAGCAAAGGUGAUGUUUGCAUGUCGAACGGGCUAUGUUAUCUCCAAGGACAGCGCGGUGCCUUAUAAUAAGGGCUCAGGGUUUCCCAUACUAGCCGCUCAGUAUAAUGGAAGCAGCACCGUUCACUGCUGCGGCACAGCAAAUUGGGAGAAUGGCACCGUUAACUGUGGCAACUUCAAUUCAGUAGAAGUCCCGCAUGGAACAGCUCUCGCUGGUGUCGCUGGGCUAUCCGCCACCUCAACAGCGACUGCGACCUCAUCUUCUGUCCCAUCCUCUUCUGCCACGACAUCAAGCUCUGCGAGCGACAGCGGCUCAAAUUCAAAGCGAGAAGCAGCGAUCGGAGCCGGAGUGGGCGUACCACUUGGUAUCAUUGCAAUUGCAUCUAUAGUUUGGGCCCUGUGGGAACGACGCGCACGCUUCAAAGCCCUAUCACAGUCAACGGGAGUACCCGCACCGAUGAACCAGCCUUACUUUCGCAGACCGGGAUCGCCGCGCCAUCCUGUCGAAUUGGGUGCCUCUGACGUCUCGGAGUUAGGGAACGGGGCGACCUCCAAGCCUCCAGGAUCCGAAGUACAUAAUUUAUGA